CUGCGCAGGCCGGAAGCCCAGCAGGCGGCGAAGAUGGCGGAGAACAGCGGUCGCGCCGGCAAGAGCAGCGGUGGCGGCGCGGGGAAAGGGGCGGUGUCGGCAGAGCAGGUGAUUGCAGGCUUCAACCGCCUCCGACAGGAGCAACGGGGUCUGGCAUCCAAAGCCGCUGAGCUGGAGAUGGAGUUGAAUGAGCACAGCCUGGUGAUCGACACCCUGAAGGAGGUGGAUGAAGCCCGCAAGUGCUACCGCAUGGUCGGAGGCGUGCUGGUGGAGCGGACGGUCAAGGAGGUGCUGCCGGCCCUGGAGAACAACAAGGAGCAGAUACAGAAGAUCAUUGAGACACUUACACAGCAGCUGCAGGCAAAGGGAAGAGAGUUAAACGAAUUCCGGGAAAAGCACAACAUUCGCCUCAUGGGGGAAGACGAGAAGCCAGCAGCCAAGGAGAACCCCGAAGGGGCCGGGGCGAAGUCCACCUCAGCCGGGGUGCUGGUCUCCUAGGGACCAAGGCCCCUGCGGUUUUUUUCUACCCUGACUCCCACCUCUUCUAAUUUCUCUUUAUUGUUAUUAUUAUUAUUUUCUCUGCUAUUGUAAUAUUUUUUUGUUAAUUAAAUGUUUUGGUCAGAAUGCUUA
This is a messenger RNA of Suricata suricatta (meerkat), 630 nucleotides long. RefSeq names its product prefoldin subunit 2 (gene PFDN2). The transcript has 4 exons. Bases 34 to 498 code for a protein of 154 amino acids. Gene Ontology annotation, cellular component: prefoldin complex; cytoplasm. NCBI's taxonomy places the organism in Eukaryota, Metazoa, Chordata, Mammalia, Carnivora, Herpestidae. The record is from RefSeq and is a predicted model, not a curated record. Gene Ontology annotation, biological process: protein folding. Gene Ontology annotation, molecular function: protein folding chaperone.